AUGAAGUGUCUUGAGAUUAAUCCAAACUUUGAGAUGGGUUAACAUAGGAUCAGUAAUGAGAUAAAUAUAAAUGUUUAGACACAAUUAUGAGAGAUUUGAAAUAAAAGGAUGAUGAUCUCUGGUAUUAAAAUUAAGCUUAAGAAAAAAAUGAAAAUAGUUAUUAUUUAUUUAUGUGUAGAGGUUAUAGAAAAGCUAUUUUUUAAGGUUUAUAUUAUGGGAGGAAAAAAAUGUUUGAUUUAGCACUUAGAGAUUUCAAUUAAGCUAUCUAUAAUAAUCCUAAAUAUAUUUUUGCAUAUUGUUAUAGAGGUAAAUACAAUUACAAUUAAUAUAAUAGGCAAAAUAUAUGAAAAAAUGGGUGACAAGGAUAAAGCAUUAAAUGACUAUAAUAAUGGAAUUCAACUUGAUCCAAAUUUUCCAGCAGCCUAUAAUAACAGAGGUGAAUACUAUUACACUUAAUUUAUAAGGAAAUUUAUACUUACAACUUGGUGACCAAGAUAAAGCAUUAAAUGACUUUAAUCAAGCAAUCAAACUUGAUCCAAAUGAUACAACAGCCUACUUUCUAAGAGGUGAAUACUAUUUUACUUAUGAUAUUAGGCACUUUGUAUUACGAUAUUGGCGACAAAGAUAAGGCAUUAAAUGACUUUAAUCAAGCAAUCAAACUUGAUCCAAAUGAUGCAACAUCCUAUAAUAAUAGAGGUGAAUACUAUUACACUUAAUUUAUAAGGCUAUAUAUAUCAAGAUAUUGGCGACAACGAAAAAGCAUUAAAUGACCUUAAUCAAGCAAUCAAACUUGAUCCAAAUGAUGCAACAUCCUAUUUUCAAAGAGGUGAAUACCAUUGCACUUAAUAUAUUAGGCACUUUAUAUUAAAAUAUUGGAGUCUAUGAUGAAGCAUUAAAUGACUUUAAUCAAGUAAUCCAUCUAAAUCCAAAUGAUGCAAAAAUCUAUUUUAAUAGAGGUUACUGCUAUUGCACUUUAUAUGUUAGGUCUCUUAUACGAAAAAAUUGGUGAUAAAUUCAAAGCAUUAAAUGACUAUAAUCAAGCAAUCUAACAUGAUCCAAAUUAUGCAUUAGCCUAUUCUUAUAGAGGUAACUACAAUUAAUUUUAAUAUAUUAGGCAAAUUAUAUGAAAAUAUCGGUGAUAAAUCCAAAGCAUUAAAUGACUAUAAUAAUGGAAUUCAACUCGAUCCAAAUUUUCAAGCAGCCUAUAAUAACAGAGGUGAAUACUAUUACACUUAAUUUAUAAGGAAAUUUAUACUUACAACUUGGUGACCAAGAUAAAGCAUUAAAUGACUUUAAUCAAGCAAUCUAUCUAAAUCCAAAUGAUGCAACAACCUAUAAUAGUAGAGGUGAAUACUAUUACACUUAAUUUAUAAGGCUAUGUAUAUCAAGAUAUUGGCGACAACGAAAAAGCAUUAAGUGACUUUAAUCAAGCAAUCAAACUUGAUCCAAAUUAUGCAUUAGCCUAUAAUAACAGAGGUGAAUACUAUUUCACUUAUUAUAUUAGGCACUUUAUAUUACAAUAUUGGCGACAAAGAUAAAGCAUUAAAUGACUAUAAUCAAGCAAUCUAUCUAAAUCCAAAUGAUGCAACAACCUAUAAUAGUAGAGGUGAAUACUAUUACACUUAAUUUAUAAGGCUAUGUAUAUCAAGAUAUUGGCGACAACGAAAAAGCAUUAAGUGACUUUAAUCAAGCAAUCAAACUUGAUCCAAAUUAUGCAUUAGCCUAUAAUAACAGAGGUGAAUACUAUUUCACUUAUUAUAUUAGGCACUUUAUAUUACAAUAUUGGCGACAAAGAUAAAGCAUUAAAUGACUAUAAUCAAGCAAUCUAUCUAAAUCCAAAUGAUGCAACAACCUAUAAUAGUAGAGGUGAAUACUAUUACACUUAAUUUAUAAGGCUAUGUAUAUCAAGAUAUUGGCGACAACGAAAAAGCAUUAAGUGACUUUAAUCAAGCAAUCAAACUUGAUCCAAAUUAUGCAUUAGCCUAUAAUAACAGAGGUGAAUACUAUUUCACUUAUUAUAUUAGGCACUUUAUAUUACAAUAUUGGCGACAAAGAUAAAGCAUUAAAUGACUAUAAUCAAGCAAUCUAUCUAAAUCCAAAUGAUGCAACAACCUAUAAUAGUAGAGGUGAAUACUAUUACACUUAAUUUAUAAGGAAAUUUAUACUUACAACUUGGUGACCAAGAUAAAGCAUUAAAUGACUAUAAUCAAGCAAUCUAUCUAAAUCCAAAUGAUGCAACAACCUAUAAUAGUAGAGGUGAAUACUAUUACACUUAAUUUAUAAGGCUAUGUAUAUCAAGAUAUUGGCGACAACGAAAAAGCAUUAAGUGACUUUAAUCAAGCAAUCAAACUUGAUCCAAAUUAUGUAUUAGCCUAUAAUAACAGAGGUGAAUACUAUUUCACUUAUUAUUUUAGGCACUUUAUAUUACAAUAUUGGCGACAAAGAUAAAGCAUUAAGUGACUAUAAUCAAGCAAUCAAACUUGUUCCAAAUGAUGCAAAAACCUAUUUCAGUAGAGGUGAUUACUAUUACACUUAAUAUAUUAGGCACUUUAUAUUACAAUAUUGGCGACAAAGAUAAAGCAUUAAAUGACUUUAAUCAAGCAAUCUAUCUAAAUCCAAAUGAUGCAAUAAUCUUUUAUAAUAGAGGUUACUUCUAUUACACUUUAUAUGUUAGGUCUCCUAUACGAAAAAAUUGGUGAUAAAUUCAAAGCAUUAAAUGACUAUAAUCAAGCAAUCUAACAUGAUCCAAAUUAUGCAUUAGCCUAUUCUUAUAGAGGUAACUACAAUUAAUUUAAAUAUAUUAGGCAAAUUAUAUGAAAAUAUUGGUGAUAAAUCCAAAGCAUUAAAUGACUAUAAUCAAGCAAUCCGAUUAGAUCCAAAAAAUGAAUUAGCCUAUAUUAAUAGAGGUGAAUACUAAUACUUUUAAAUAAUAGGCUUUUUAUAUUAAGUUAUAGGUUUAAUUGAGAGAGCCUUAUUUGAUUAUCAUCAAGUUAUCCAACUUAAUCCAAAAUAUUCUCAAGCCUAUUUAAAUAGAGGUAAUUAUUAAUAAAAUUUUUAAAUUAGGCAAUAUUUAUAACAGUAUUUUAGAGAUUGAGAGGGCCAUAUAUGACUAUAAUCAGGCAAUUCAACUUGAUCCAAAAAAUCCAGAACCCUAUUCAAAUAGAGGUAAAUAUUAAUCAACAUAAUAUCUUAGGAAUAAUAUUUUUUAGUUUUGGUGAAAAAGAAUAAGCAUUAAAUGAUUUUAAUUAAGCAAUAAAACUUAAUCCAAUAGAUGCAAAAGCCUUUUUAAAUAGAGGUAAUUAAUAUUACAUAGUUAUAUUAGGAAAGUUAUAUAACAGUAUUGGUUAAAAUGAGAGAGCAUUAAAUGAUUACAAUAAAGCAAUCUUACUCGAUCCAAAAUGCAAAAAAGACUACUUCAUCAGGGGUACUUUAACAUAAUAUAUUUUAGGUAAUUUAUCAAAGAAUAUUGAGAAGAAAGAAAAACCAUAAAAUGACAUUAAUCAAGCAAUUCAACUUGAUUAAAAAGAUGCUAAUGCUUUCACUAAUAGAGGUGAAUAAUAUAAAUUAAUAUUUUAGGAUAUUUAAAUCAAGUUAUUGGUGAGAAUGAAAAAGCAUUAUCUGAUUAUAAUCAAGCAAUUCAACUUGACCCAAAGUAUGUAAAAGCCUAUUGCAAUAGAGGUCAAUAUAGUUACACAUAAAUAUUAGGCUAUUUAUAUCAAGUUAUUGGUCAGAAUGAGAAAGCCCUAUAUAAUUAUAAUCAAGCAAUCCAAAUUGAUCCAAAAGAUCCAACAGCAUAUAUGUAUAGAGGUAAGUAUUAUUUAACAUUUUAUAUUAGGCGUAUUAUAUAGUAAGAUUGGUUAGAAGGAAAAACUUCUAUCCGAUUAUUUACAAGCAUUAUCUCUCUCCCCUAAUCAUCCUUUAAUAUUAAUCAAUUUAGGUAAUUUUUAUCAUCUUGUAACUGACCAUGAUCAAUAAGCUCUAGAAUAUUUGCAAAAAGCAAAAAACUCCUUACAAAGUUUAAGUUUAUCUGAAAUUAAGAAGCUACUUUUAAGUGAAAAAAAUAUUUAUUACUUAAAAACUUAAAUUGAUAUCCUCAAAGAACUAAUAGAAUAAAUAUUGGAAUCUAAACGAAUAAUUUAGAAUUUACCUACUGUAAACUCAACUUAAAUGUAAAUAGUGCAAAAUUAUGAAAAAAAUUUUUAAGAAAUUAAAAAUGAAAUCAGCAUUAUUCUGUCAAUCCCUAUCACUCAAACAAUAAAGCCUAAAAUUUAAUUUGUUUAAAACAAGUAACUGAAUUAAAUAUUACAACAUGUUAAAAAAUUUAAAUAAGAGUUAUUACAAGUAAAACAAGAUUAUGCUAAGGCAAAAGGUGAAUAAGAAACAUAAUUGAACUAUAUAAAAGAAGAUCUAAAUUUGUUGAUUCAUCAAGAUAGAAAUUAUAUAUAAAUAUUAUUACGCGAAUUUAACAAACCUGAAAAUGUUCAUAAAAUAACUUAUUACCAAUCUUUAUUUUGGAGGCUUUAAAAUUUUUUAAAAGUUAUGUAAUAAAUCUCUACAGCUUUACUUUAAAUAAACCAAAAUGCUGUUAUUGAGUAUAACUCAGAAAAAGUAUUAAAUAUAGUUCAAAAUAUUUCGAUGAUUGGAUCAAUACCUUAAAUUGAAAAUGCCUUUUAAAUUAUAAAUGCUGCCCUAGAUCAUGCAAUUGAUUAAAGGAAUGUGAGUAAAUUUGAUACAAGAGUAAGAAUUCUAAAUUAAAUACUAAAAUGUUUUGCUGUUGAUCCAUAACAAUUAGAAAUUGAAGUGCAAAUGACAGCAAUUUCUUUGGGAAAUUAGCAAAAGCCUAAUGUAAAAUAAAGAAAAUAAACAACUUUUAGUUAAACAGUUGACGAGCUGCUUAUAAAAGAAAGUAGUAUUUCAGGUUUAUUUAAAGAUAUAUACUGGAUUUGUGGAAUAGAAGAUACUUUUAUUAUCUUAAGCUAUUUAGAAAAACACUAAUAAGAAAUAUUAUAGGUAUAAUAGAAAAAACUAAGGGAUAUAUUUGAGAAUGCUGUCAAAUCAUAUUAUUAUCUACCUUAAAAUUAAGCUGAAAAUGUGGAUACAGGUUGUUCAACAACAUGUUAAUUGAUUUGA
Paramecium pentaurelia is the source of this 5130-nucleotide messenger RNA. The record is from the annotation of a GenBank genome assembly. NCBI's taxonomy places the organism in Eukaryota, Ciliophora, Oligohymenophorea, Peniculida, Parameciidae.